Messenger RNA from Protopolystoma xenopodis, 195 nucleotides. The record is from the annotation of a GenBank genome assembly. Lineage: Eukaryota; Metazoa; Platyhelminthes; Monogenea; Polystomatidea; Polystomatidae.
AUAGAGCAGCUGAGACAGAAGCGAGAUAAAGCCCGUUAUGGGCGUCAAUUUCUCAUCGUAAAGGCCUACAAUGGUUCCCGCUUGCCUUGUUUCUCCCAGGGCCUGUGCGUAUGUUUCAGCUCCCCUUGCGAUGACGAACCGCGAAUUCGUCUCUAUCCCGGUGAUCUGAUCUUAGUCACUCGUUGGAGAACGUAA